AUGUCAAAUGUAAACCCUAUAUCUCCCUCCUUAUUCUCAAAAUGGUAUAACACUCUCCAUACCCGGUGGACCUCAACACCAACCUCCUACUCCCAACUCCCCCAAACACCACAAUUGAACCCCCCAGACCUAUCUACUAUAAUGGAAACAGAAAUAGCUCAACCACCAAAAGCCCACUGGCGCAUAUACUGGUUCGCGCUCGUACUCUGCACCGGCGGAGCCUUGUUCGGCUAUGACUCGGGCGUAAUUGGCGGGGUCCUAACCUUCCAAACCUUCCAAACCUCCUUCUCAAUCCCCACCACCAAAAAAACCCACACAAGCGCCAUCGCCGUAGGAAUCCAACAAGCCGGCGCCUUCACCGGCUGUUUCCUCAUCUGGCCAAUAACAAACCACUACGGCCGUCGCGUCGCAAUGGGAUUAUGCUCCGCGAUCUUCAGUCUGGGCGUGAUCCUCGAAACAAUCGACUCCCAUUCCCUGUCCGUAUUCUACCUCGGCCGUGUAAUCUGCGGACUAGGCGUCGGUGGCUCUGCAACCGUGAUCCCUAUCUACAUGUCCGAGAUGAGCCCGAAGGAGAUUCGGGGCAGAUUGGGGAGUUGUUAUCAGCUCACGUAUACGGUUGGGAUUCUUGUUUCGUAUUGGGUUGAUUAUGGGGUUAAGAUGAUGGGGGAGGAGAUGGGUGGUUACUUGCGGUGGGGAGGGGGGGCGGAGGCGUGGGAGAGUCUUGUUUGGGUGAGGGGUGGCGAGGGGGGAGGGGCUAGAAUGGAGUUUGAGGAUAUGAAACGGGGAUUGGAAGAGGAAAGGGAGAUUACUGACGGGGUUUCGGCUUGGGAAUUGGUUGAAGGGGGGAAUUUGAAGAGGAUGGGGAUUGCUGGUGGGUUGUUUCUUGCGCAGCAGUCGACGGGGUCGACGGCAUUGGCGUAUUUCGGACCGCAGUUUUUCGAGUUGCUUGUUGGGGCUGGUGAUAAGACACUUUUAUUGACGGGGAUAUUUGGCGCGAUUAAGGUUGUUGCUUGUUUGAUUUUCGUGGUGUUUUUGUCUGAUCGGUUUGGGAGACGGCCGCUGUUGGGUGGUGGUGCGGCGUUUAUGGCGGUUUGUAUGAUUGUCACUGCGGUUCUUGUGAAGACUUAUCCUCAGCCUGGAGAUGGGACAGUUACCUCUUCGGGGAUUGCUACGGUUGCCUUGAUAUACCUCGAUAUCAUCGCUUACAACUUCAGUUGGGGUCCGUUGCCGUGGCCGUGUGCGAGUGAGAUCUUCCCGACGCGCAUUCGUGAGCCUGGCGUUGCGUUCGGUGUUGGGUCGCAAUGGUUGUUUAAUUUUGUGUGGAGUUUCUCGACGCCGUACAUUCAGCAGAGUCUGGGAUGGGGUACAUUCUUGCUCUUUGGAUUGCUGGAUGUGGUGAUUGUGGGCUUUACCUACUUCUGUCUGAAGGAGACGGCUGGCAAGUCUCUCGAGGAAAUCAAUGGGUUGUUCGAUCGGGUUGAUUUGGAUGCUGAGCAUGGGUGGAAGGAUCUAAAUCAUGAUACUGCAUCGCAUGUACCUGUUGAAAGACAUCAAGAUGCGCGGAUUGAUGCCAUACCAGUGUCCAAGCAUCGGACGGUGCAUGUCGAGUCAACCGCUAGGCGGUCUUAA
Molecule: messenger RNA, 1629 nt
Organism: Penicillium crustosum
Lineage: Eukaryota; Fungi; Ascomycota; Eurotiomycetes; Eurotiales; Aspergillaceae
Product: sugar porter family MFS transporter
Exons: 3
Coding region: 1-1629 (542 amino acids)
Biological process (GO): transmembrane transport; carbohydrate transport
Cellular component (GO): membrane
Molecular function (GO): carbohydrate:proton symporter activity
Source: RefSeq, a predicted model, not a curated record